This is a messenger RNA of Hypanus sabinus (Atlantic stingray), 4414 nucleotides long. Its product is annotated as leucine zipper putative tumor suppressor 1-like. NCBI's taxonomy places the organism in Eukaryota, Metazoa, Chordata, Chondrichthyes, Myliobatiformes, Dasyatidae. The record is from RefSeq and is a predicted model, not a curated record. The coding region runs from base 907 to 2721 and encodes 604 amino acids. The transcript is spliced from 7 exons.
UGGUGAACCUGUCGGGCAGCCCGUGUGUCUGCGCAGGGCUGGCUUGUGUCCCCAGGAGAUGGAAAUCUCAGAGAGCAGGGAGCGAGGCAGACAGAGCGUCGGCAAACGCAGUUCAAGUGAGACGGGUAAAAGAACAACUUUACCUCACUGUGACAAGAUGUUCACCAAAAGUAACAAUGGAAGAUGACGCGAGAGGUCUAAUUCUGAACAAGGUGCGACAGGGUGAAGGGAUCCGUGUGGUGCAUUGGAAGAAUUCGGCAAAUUUUACACUUGGAGAAGGGGUUAACUACUAGGGGGCUGUGGAAAAAAAGGUGCUUUCAAAUGAAUGAAGGGCUUCCAAACUUUUAGUUCCUGAACUGCAAUAACAGCAUCCAAAAGUCGAUGAAUCCCAAUGGAAUUCUGAGUGUGGGUGUUUCAGCACGAUGCAGUCUCCGAGGGGAUUCUGGGAGGGAGAAGCAACGUGCGCGAACCUUGUGGCGAGAAGACACGAGCUGAUGUUUGACUCCAUUUCGCUGGCUAAAGCUUCCAUUUUUUGCCGAUUAAUGCGACGAGGGUGAUUGAGACAUCGAGACGAAUGCGGAGGAGUCGAGCUUUGGAGCUGUCUGAAUGUUACAUGCGCUGUGAAUUGAAAUCGAAGGUGCGGGAUGGUUGUGCACGUUGCAUGUGCGGGUCGAAUCGAGGUGGCGGGGCCCAGGCUCGGGCCGAGAGCAGGGAAUGAACCAAUGUUUGGCUUCUGGAGCAGAUGUGGAGGCCACUGAAAGCGACAGAGGGUCAAUGGAUUCAACAUGUUGAGUUGGAGUUCAUUCAGCAGUUGAGGAUGCCUGGGACAUCCGACCCAAACCUUGCUCUCAGGAGAAUAAACUCAGGUUACCCCCACAUCCGGUACUUUACCCAGCCAAGGGCAUCAUGGGAAGCGUGAGCAGUCUCAUACCAGGCGGCAACUUUCACGACAAACACUGUAGGGUGUUCGAGUCCAGGAGCAGGAAACCUUCUCACCUCCAGAAGUUUGUUCGGCAACAGGACGGGCUGCUGAAGUUCAGUGGUGGCCAUGAGCCUUUCGGCAACAGGUCCAGGUGUGAGAAAGCUGAGGACUUCUUCUACAUCAGCAUUAGCCAAGGGAACAGACUGGCGACCACAGGCAAGCGUAAGAACCGUGCUUCCAGCCUGUCACCUCCAAAAGACGUAAUGGAUAUCAAAGGGCCUCCGCCUGUCCUGGUGCCCUUCUCUGGCCAGCUGGAGAAGGGCAGUGAAAUGAGUGUCGUCAGGCCAACGGCUUUUAAGGCCGUGGUGCCUCGGAACGGCACCAAUCUCAAUGGUCCCUUGGGUUCGCAGAUGAGUGUGAAGCUUACGUUCCAGGGAAAUGCUCUGAAACCAGGAAACCAUUCGGAAAAUCAGCAGGGUCCAGACCAGCAGCACACAAGCUGUUCAGGAACAUUGUCCGACUCAGGUAGAAAUUCCAUGUCCAGCCUGCCUACACACAGCACAGGAUGCAGCCAUGGAACAGAGCACACUGGAGCUCCCACCAGCCUUCGCAAGAAGUUCGGAGGCUCGGUUCAACAUGUUGGAGGCAUCUUGAGAAAUAUAAGCAACACAUCCGCCUCUGAUGGGGGUCACUGCCCUGCCAGCCAAGACUCAAGUUCUUGCAUCCACCCAUUGUGCUCCGUCGGCCAACCUGAAGUUCCGGGAUGUGAAGAGAAAUCUGCAGGGAAACGAGGAGAAUCUCAGGGACUCCAGCAAGCCCUGUGCAAGGGGAAGGCAGGCAGCAGCCCCACCUGCAGUGAAAAUCCAAAACACUGUGUGCAGGGGACAGGCAGCCCAGAGUGGAGGCAUGGCGCUGAUUCAGUUCGGGCCUCUGACCAGCAGUUCCUCCAGCUCCAAGUCAGCCAACUCCAACAGGAGAAGCAGCAGCUGAAGGGCAACUUUGCUCAACUUCUGCAGGAGUGCAACAGCCUCAAAGCCAAAUGCAAAACCUAUGAAAGAGAACAAAAUGAACUCGGCCCAAAGCUUGAGGAAAUUAAAUGGGAGGUCUGUCAGAAGUCUGGGGUGAUCUCCCUUCUAAAACAGCAGCUGAAGGACUCACAGACGGAGCUGACACACAAGACCAAUGAGGUCUUGACCUUCAGGAACCAGCUGAGGGAAGCCAAAGGAAAGCUGUCUUCUCGAGAGCAGCAGGUCGAGGAGCUGGAGAACUCAGUCCAGACCAAGGCAAGAGAAUUGGAGGUUUGCGAGAACGAGCUGCAGCGCAUGAAAAAUGCGGCUGACCUGCUGAGGGAGAAGGUCAGCCUGCUCCAGUGCAGGAUCCUUGAUUCCAAGCAGAACUCGUCGAGCUGGAGAGGACAAGACUGUGGAGACGAAAAUGACAUUUCUCCCAACUGCUCCCAGCUUGAACCGGCAUCAGCACCACAGCGGACUCAGCAAACCUCUUCAACACUGCAGGGACAAGUGAACAAAUUGAAAGCCCAGCUGGAGCAGGAAAAGCAAAAGAACCAGGCGCUUAUGCUGGAUUUUCAAAAGGAGCGGCUGCUGUGGUGUGCGGAGAAGGAGAGGGUGAUUCAGUACCAGAAGCAGCUUCAGCAAAACUACCUUCACGUGCACCGUCAGAACCACAGCCUGGAGAGGACCGUCCGGCAGCUCUCAGUCCAGCUAGGACCCAGAGCUUCUGUGGAGAGGGUGGGACAAGUUGUCGACACUUUUGAGGAGAUCGCCGCCACUGCGAUAUAACAAAAGCAAAACUCAUUUCAGCGAGAAAGACAAUUGUUGAUAACCCCACAUCAGGCAAUGAGUUCAAAGGUGGGGAAGUGGUGAGAGGGCUUGUGAAAACAGAGUUAAUUUACUCAGAAAACAAGGUAUAUUUAACCAGCUAAGGAAACAAAUUACCACAGUCUUUUUCCUGCGAUCACUCGGGUUGGGCGUGACGUCCUCCUAAGAAGUUGUCUAUUGGUAGGUCCUCAUGUGGCUGCAGAGGCUGAUACAGGAUUCACAUAUUCUGGUACAUAAUGGAGAAGACCUGUUUGCAACUUUUUUUUAUCAUGGGGAGGCUGAUGUAUGGACACUACAACAUUGUUCUUGUCUGAUCAGGGUCAGGGACCUGGCCUGGAAGCAAGAAGACUGAGGACCCUUUACUGCUGCAGCCUUCCUCCGCCUUCGCUGGUGUGUCAUCAUCUUCUGCCAGCUCCACCACUGAGGUCUUGAUCGGACUGCUCUUUGCCUGGAACCUCCCCCUUGACCUUACUCCCAGACGCUCCAGUUAAGCUCCAGACGGCAUCUCAGGAACUCACAAGCCUUCCCACCACGACAAGGUGACGAUCCUCGGAGAAGACUACCGAUUAAAAGGGAAACUUCUCCAAGAAAAUAAAGGGUAGUUUCUUGCAAAUGACCUAUGUAAAAAUCAGUCUAAAUGGUUUAGAGUAAUGUUAUCACCAAGGCUAAUUGACAAAGAAAUUGCCUGUUCACCUCCUGGUUAAAGUGUUGUAGUUAUAUACAGCGUAGUUAUAUUCAGUGAAGCCCAGUGUUGACAAUGGGGCUGUUUGUGGCGAGGGGAGUGCACCCUCGAUCUGCUGAUGGCAUUUUUGAACUACAAGCGAAUCAAGGUGUUCGGCAUUUUGCUUCUCCUGGAAUUAAGUUUCAAGUUGAUUUGUUUGCCUUUUAAUCACAUUGCGCCGCUGUUGCUAAAUGUUUACUGCUACUGCUGUUAAGGUAAAAGCAGCAUGAGUUGAGAAUUAUAACCGUUAAUGUUUACAUGCUUGUCUGCUUCAAGCAGAACUAAGCCAUUUACACUACAAGCCCACCUGAUAAAGGCAGGGUUCAGGGAGAACAGAAACACAUUUGUAAGCACAUGGCAUUGUACCCCAUGCCAAAGAGCAUUGCUUGCACUAGCAUGACUGUAGCACCAGUUGUUAAUAGUACUUUCAAAGGUUCUGUCUAGACAUGAGCCCACAGCACAUUGAGUUUAGGUCUUCAGGGACCUGGAAGACUGCUGAGUGAAAGGAUUGCUGAAAAGCAAAGGUACUGAAAGCAAAAACAUCUGGAACAGCUGGCUCAUUGAGAGCUGGUGUUGGAUGGGAGGAGUGGGGGAGAAUUUUUGUUUAAUUUUUAAUCAUUUAAAUGGCCCCAAUCCUUCUGUUAAUCUGACUGGCUUAUCCCAUGCUGGCUGGUAUCAGCUACCUUCAGUUCAAACAUAAGAUACUCGAGUACCUGCGGUGAUAAAGGUGCAGCUGGAAACCAUAAACACAAGAGAUUCUGCAGAUGCUGGAAAUUCAGAGUAACACACACAAAAUGCUGGAGGAACUCAAUGGGUCAGGCAGCAUCUAUGGAGAGGAUUGAAGAGUCAACACUGGCCUUCUGCAGAUAUGGUCAUUGCUGAUACAAGUCCUGCAGUCGGCGAAAAGAAAAUCAUCUUUUGUUUCCAUGCUAA